ACGAUUCAGAAAGUGCUGAACUCAUCGCAAGUGGCCAGCCGCCAGCAGGCCCUAAACUUAUUCUUCCAAAACCCAAAUCAGAAAAUCGAAUUCCGACACAAAUGGCUACUUUCCCGGCAAAAUUUCAAUUUUCUCUUUUCAUUAUUCUCUCCCUAGCUAUCCUAAUUCAUGCCAGAUUAAAUCUGGACCCUUCAGAUUCCGAUGCUGUCGUAAUUUUCAAAAAAAGCUUGGGUUUCAAGGAUCAGUUGCUAGAAAAUCCUUGCAACUCACCUGGAAUAUACUGUGAGAGAAUAACUUUCUCUGGAAAUUCAGAGAUAUUCCGAGUCAGUCGAAUCAGUCUUGCUUCGGAAUGGCUCAAUGGAACCUUAUCUGCCGUAAUCAAACAAUUCUCUGAGCUCAAAGAACUUUCUCUUCCUAACAAUCAACUCGUUGACCAAAUUCCUAGUGAAAUUGGUCAUUGCCGGAAUUUAGAAGUUUUAAACCUCAAGAACAAUCGAUUUUCCGGUGAUGUUCCAUCUGAGUUUUCAUUUCUAGUAAGUCUUCGAAUACUUGAUCUAUCUGACAAUAAGUUUACAGGUGAUUUAAACUUCUUGAAGUUUUUGCCUAACCUCGAAAAACUGUCUCUUUCGGAAAAUUUAUUUACUGGAAAAGUUCCAGCUUCAGUGUAUAAUAUUCAAUUUCUUAGUCUUUCUGGAAAUAGUUAUCUCCAAAUUCCACAAAAGAAAACACCUAAGAAUAUAGAUUAUCUACCUAGUGAGUUGAGAACCAAAAAUGUCCUUCCAAAACGUUAUAUAUUUGCAGAGAAAGCUGUUUCACCUGCAGCCAGUAAAGGCGCCAAUUCCAGCAACAACUCUUCUGCGGCUCCUUCACCUUCGAGCCAUAAACACAAAAAACACAAAAGAAAUGUGAAGGCUUGGACUAUCGGGUUCAUUCUUGGUACAAUUGUUGGAGUGCUAUCAGGUCUCUUCUUCUCUGUGUUAUUUAAGAUUCUUAUAGUGUGUAUUAAAGGGAGAGAGAAGGAAACAUCAGGCCCAACAAUCUUCAGUCAAAUGAUCAAAAAAGCUGAAGAUCUAGCUUUUCUGGAGAAAGAAGACGGUUUAGCAUCGUUAGAGAUGAUAGGUCGAGGUGGCUGUGGAGAAGUUUAUAGAUCUGAAUUACCUGGAAGCGGCGGGAAGAUGAUUGCAAUUAAGAAAAUAAAUCAGCCCCGGAUUGAAGUAACUGAUAUAACUGGAGGAGAUAGCAAAAACUUGAGUAAGAAGAUGAGGCAAGUACGUUCAGAAAUACAGACAGUGGGUCAAAUUAGGCACCGAAAUCUCCUUUCUCUACUGGCCCACGUGAGUCGGCCUGAUUGUCAUUAUCUUAUUUACGAAUACAUGAAGAACGGAAGCUUACAAGAUGCAUUAAAGCAGGCAACAGAUGGCACUAGGGAAAUGGAUUGGUUGUUGCGGCAUAAAAUUGCUAUUGGGGUUGCAGCAGGCCUAGAGUAUUUACACCAUCAACAUAGUCCUCGCAUCAUCCAUAGGGAUCUGAAACCUGCAAAUGUCCUACUUGAUGAUGAUCUAGAGGCCCGAAUUGCUGAUUUUGGGCUUGCGAAGGCUAUGCCAAAUGACAAUACCCAUGUCACAACAUCUAAUGUGGCAGGAACAGUUGGUUAUAUUGCACCAGAGUACCACCAGACGUUGAAGUUCACGGACAAGUGUGAUAUAUACAGUUUCGGUGUGCUGUUGGCAGUGUUAGUGAUGGGGAAAUUGCCCUCAGAUGAGUUCUUCCAAGACACGGAAGAGAUGAGCCAGGUGAAAUGGCUAAGAAAUGUUAUGGCCUCAGAUGACCCUGGUAGAGCAAUUGAUCCUAAACUUAUGGGAAAUGGAUACGAGGAGCAAAUGCUUCUCGUCCUAAAAAUUGCUUGCUUCUGCACUCAGGAGGAUCCUAAGGUGAGACCCAACAGUAAAGAUGUCAGAUGCAUGUUGACUCAGAUCAAGCAUUAAACGUAGAGGUAAGAUGGUGGGUGAAAUAUCUGAUGUUACCCUGUUUGUAUCCAUUAUAAUCCAAGCCUUACUAUUAGGCGUCAAUAAGAAGAGUCUUGAGUAUGUCAGCAGUUCCUUAAGUUUGUAUGUAAGAAGAGUCUUGUUGUUACGAGUAUAUUUUUGUUUCCAACUAGAUAAAAUAAACUCCAACUAUAUGUAAUUGCAGAAGAUAUUAUGAUCUUUUUCAUGGUAAAUUAACUCACGAAGUCGUUAGUACUCGCUGGUUA
Papaver somniferum (opium poppy) is the source of this 2251-nucleotide messenger RNA. RefSeq names its product leucine-rich repeat receptor-like serine/threonine/tyrosine-protein kinase SOBIR1. The coding region runs from base 102 to 1985 and encodes 627 amino acids. Lineage: Eukaryota; Viridiplantae; Streptophyta; Magnoliopsida; Ranunculales; Papaveraceae. The record is from RefSeq and is a predicted model, not a curated record. Gene Ontology annotation, biological process: protein phosphorylation. Gene Ontology annotation, molecular function: protein kinase activity; protein binding; ATP binding. The transcript has a single exon.